This is a messenger RNA of Medioppia subpectinata, 1995 nucleotides long. The record is from the annotation of a GenBank genome assembly. Lineage: Eukaryota; Metazoa; Arthropoda; Arachnida; Sarcoptiformes; Oppiidae.
AGCUGUGCAUACAAUGGGUCUGUCGUUCACUACCAGAUCCAACGGAUUGGCGCCGAACCUGUGUUCCGGUUGAACGACAAAGUGGUUUACGGUUUGGAUUCACUGGUGAAACGCUUGCGGGAAUUGAAUCAAACCAAUGAGAGUACUGUUAUUCUUAAAACUCAUUGCCAGAGAGACUGUCCACCGAUUGACUCGCUAUGCAAUGGCAAGAGUUGUCUAUUGCAUCGGGCGGUCACACAUGGAGAUCACCGUUUGGUGACCGAAAUAUUGAGUUCUGGCGACAAACAAAAUCUGGAAGUGAAGGACAGUAGGGGACGAACAGCUCUACAUUUAGCCAUCGAUUUGGACGAAACAUCAAUUCACCGGCAAAUAGUGGAGCACUUGAUUACUGCCGGCGCUAAUGUCAACUGCAAAGACUUUGAAUCUAUAACUCCUUUGCAGUUAUGCGCAAAACUAAAUAAACCCAUUUUCGCCAAAUUAUUGCUAAUGGAUGGGAAGGCGACCACUUAUGACCGAAGUAUUGGUCAGAAUUGGGUGGCACUUCAUUUCGGGGCACACUUUGGCAAUGUGUCAGUCGUGAGUGUAUUGCUUGAAUCGGGUGCAGCCCCUCAGCCCAGAGAUACAGCCGAUGACAGGCCGGCAGAUAUAGCACUCAAAAUGAAUCACUUGGAGUGCAAAAAGUUAUGCGAUUUCUAUUCCGAUCGACCGCUCGAUCAUAACUUAUGUAGAGAUGAAUGGCUUUUGGAAAACAUAAGGAGUAGGAGUUGUGCCAAUCAAUUACUCCAGCGCUCAGGCAUGAGAGACGGCUCCUAUUUCGUGAGAAUUAGUCAAAACAAUUCAAACAAUUAUAUCCUAUCCAUGGCUCACAACCAACGAGUCUAUCAUUUUAAGAUUCAGACGCGAGAGAGCUUUUAUUUCAUCGACAGCGGCCCGUAUUGGCCGUCAUUAGAGCAUCUGAUUAGCUAUCAUAUGGUGAACAGCGAUGGCCUGCCCUCAGCACUCACUGCUCCGGUUUCAUCGUUUAUCAAUAUAUCGAUAAAUGAAAUGUUAAUUCCGGGCAAAACUCAAAACAAUAAGCAUUGGGAACGUAAUCGCGAUAUAGUGUGUAAUGAGAGCGAAGUGACGAUGAAAUCAAUUUUAUUCAUCAAUAAAAAGCACGUCAGAGUCGGUUCGCUGAUUGGGAUCGGAGAAUAUGGGGAUGUCUUCAAAGGCUUUUGGCAACGAUCUAAAAAUGAUAGGGUUUUAGUCGCUAUUAAAAUAGUGCGCCGACAGGGCCUUCACGUGAACCGCAAAACUGAUAACUUUGUCAAAGAGGUGGAAGUGAUGGCAAGUUUGAAACACCCAAACAUUAUCCGACUGUUAGGUGUGUGCGUUGGGCCGACAUUAAUGAUGAUACAAGAGUUGGCGCCAAUGGGAAGUGUUUUGGACUAUUUGAUGGAUAAGUCCAAUGAAGCGCAUAUCUGUCACGACAUCAAACUUUGGUCCAAACAGAUCGCUAUAGGGAUGAGGUAUUUAGAGCGCCAGCACUUUGUGCACAGAGAUCUCGCCGCCAGAAAUGUAUUGAUAUUCACGUCAAAGCAAAUCAAGAUUUCGGACUUUGGACUCUCACGGGCUCUGGGAAGAGAUCAGAGCACAUACAAGGCCUCCAAUUGGGACCGUUGGCCACUCAAAUGGUAUGCACCCGAGUCUCUCCAAUACGGCACUUUCACCCACGCGACUGAUGUCUGGUCUUAUGGGGUGGUGUUAUGGGAAAUGUAUAGUUUCGGCGCUCAGCCCUAUCCCGAUAUUGAUAGUCCACUUAUAAUUAGAUUUCUUGAAUCUGGGAAACGAUUAUCAAAGCCUAUUAUGUGUGCAGACAUUGUCUUUGCCUUAAUGUCUUUGUGCUGGUCUUAUGAGCCCAAGAAUAGGCCCACAUUUGAAGAAAUUGUUGAAUUAAUGUCCGCUAAUGACUCCGAAUAUGAAUCGAUUGAAAAUGAGCUCAAACUUAACGAUUGA